Messenger RNA from Anopheles bellator, 3841 nucleotides. RefSeq names its product ATP-dependent Clp protease ATP-binding subunit clpX-like, mitochondrial (gene ClpX). Gene Ontology annotation, biological process: protein folding; protein catabolic process; proteolysis. The transcript has 7 exons. Gene Ontology annotation, cellular component: mitochondrial matrix. NCBI's taxonomy places the organism in Eukaryota, Metazoa, Arthropoda, Insecta, Diptera, Culicidae. The coding region runs from base 323 to 2479 and encodes 718 amino acids. Gene Ontology annotation, molecular function: ATP hydrolysis activity; protein dimerization activity; zinc ion binding. The record is from RefSeq and is a predicted model, not a curated record.
AGUGAACCAGUGAGUGAGUGAGUGAGCCAUAACGAACAGACACAGUCACCACAAUCGCACUGCGUUUCCGGCCGCACCGAUAACCGUGCUGGCCAACCGUGUGAGUGGCCAAGGUUCUUGAAGUUGAAACAUUGAGUAACGUUUUGGGUGUAAAAAUCGAAACGCGCCAUUAAGUGUAGAAAAAAUUGAACGACCCUAAAAGUGAUACUCAUUUGAUACGUGUGUCCCAUAAUAACAUUCCCGAGAAGAAUAGCGCGUGAGCAGAGAGUGUCUAGGAUCGUGAAAAUCUGCUCCUGAUCGACGGUCUCGGCGCCCGAUCGAGAUGCGUAGCGUGCGCGGAAGCUUCACCAUCGGCCGGUUGGCGAUCUAUCCGAAGAACUCCAACAUUCGUACUGGUUCUGUGUGCCUAGUUUCGUCCGCUAUCCCCAGCAGUAACCAGUUCCAACGGCAACACCAUCCACAAUGCACGCUAACAACACUGACCACCAGCAGCAGCUCUCCGUCCGGCCAGCAUUCUUCGUGCAGCAACAGAACUUCCGGUAGCCAGCAUAAUAACCACCAGCACAGCAUAAAUGGGUGUUCCUCGGUGCUGCUGUGUUGCCCUUCGGCCGCAGGGCUCACCGACACGCCGGUGUCGUCGAAGCUGGACACCAACCGCUUCUCGCGCCGCUCGUUCCACGUCUCAUCGGUCUGUGAUAAAUCGUCCUCGAAGGAUGGCAGCGGUGCCAGCAACGGCAGUGGUACUUCCGGUGCUUCUGGUGGAAGUGGAACGACACCACCGCCGACCGGCGGGAGCAGUGGCACCGGUGGUGGUGGCUCCGUUUCAUCCGGUGCCGGUGGCGGUAAGGACGGUGGCAAGGAGCCACCGAACAAGAAGAACACCCUAUCGUGCCCGAAGUGUGGCGAUCCGUGUACGCACGUUGAAACGUUCGUCAGUUCGACGCGGUUCGUGAAGUGUGAAAAGUGUCACCACUUUUUCGUCGUCCUUUCGGAGGUGGACUCGAAGAAAACGAUCAAGGACACGGAGACGAAGGGCGCCCGGAAGCCACCGCCGCCGCCGAAGAAGAUCAUGGAGUACCUGGACCGGCACGUGGUGGGACAGGACCUCGCCAAGAAGGUCCUGUCGGUGGCGGUGUACAACCAUUACAAGCGCAUCUAUCACAACAUACCGGCACCGGCCACGGGUUCCGGUGCGGCCGGCGGUGGCGCCGGCUCCCAGCAGCAGCUCGACUCAAUGUCGCGCAGUGGCGAUCUGCUGCACAUCUCCGGCAUCGGCCACACGAUGAUGAGCUCGGCCCCGUCCGAAGUGCCCCGGCCACCGAUGGGUGCCGGUGGUGGCCACGGUGGAGCCGGUGGCGCCGGUGGGGCACACCAUCCCGGGUCGGAGCUGCUCGACAAGAAGACGCACGAACUGAAGCUCGAGAAGAGCAACAUCCUGAUGCUGGGCCCGACCGGUUCGGGGAAAACGUUGUUGGCGCAAACGAUCGCCAAGUGUCUGGACGUGCCGUUUGCCAUCUGUGAUUGUACGACGCUGACGCAGGCCGGCUACGUCGGCGAGGACAUCGAGAGUGUGAUCGCGAAGCUGCUGCAGGACGCAAACUAUAGCGUUGAACGAGCCCAGACCGGGAUCGUGUUUCUGGACGAGGUGGACAAGAUCGGUGCGGUGCCGGGCAUUCACCAGCUGCGCGAUGUCGGCGGUGAGGGUGUCCAGCAGGGUAUGCUGAAGAUGCUCGAGGGUACGAUCGUGAACGUGCCGGAACGCAACUCACCGCGGAAGCUGCGCGGCGAAACGGUGCAGGUCGACACGACCAACAUACUGUUCGUGGCGUCCGGUGCCUACACGGGGCUGGACCGUUUGAUCGCCCGGAGAUUGAACGAAAAGUAUCUCGGUUUCGGAAUGCCGGCGAGUUCGUCGGAAGGACGACGGGCUGCACAAGCGUCCGCCUCGCCCAUGGACAACGAUCAGGUGGAACGGGACGCCAACCUGAAGAAGGUGCAGGCUAAAGAUCUCGUCGAGUUCGGAAUGAUUCCGGAAUUCGUCGGUCGUUUCCCGGUGCUGGUACCGUUCCACAGUCUCGAUGUCGAUAUGUUGGUGCGCAUUUUGACCGAACCGCGGAACGCGCUGGUUCCCCAGUACAAAGCCUUGCUCGGUAUGGACCAGGUCGAGCUGUCGUUCACCGACGAGGCCCUGAAGCAGAUCGCCCAGCUGGCGAUGGAACGGCAAACCGGAGCCCGUGGACUGCGGGCAAUUAUGGAAACGCUGCUGCUCGAGCCCAUGUUCGAGGUGCCCGGCUCGGACGUGAAAGGCGUUAGCAUAACGGAGGAAAGUGUCCGGGGCGGUGAGCCGGUGUACGUGCGGCGCGGAGAAUCGGGCGCAUCGAGCAAGGACUCAUCGUCCGCCUCGGGCGAUGCAUCGGCGCACGGUAGCAGUACCUCUGCAGAAGAGGAAGAAAACACAAAGGUGCGCGUUAAGCAGUAAGCUAGCGAGCGUCUCGAAACACAGGACACGGUCCACGAUCCGAUUGCGCCGGACGUGCCGGAUAGGCGGGCAGUGUAACACAAUUGUACAUAAGAGAGCAGCACUAUUCACAUACGGCCGCGCGUUCCUGUUUUUGCUUCCGCCAAACAUCUUCCCCACGCUGCUCGAUGGACAAACGGUGGACAUGGUGAAUGGUGUUUCGGUUCCCUAAUUGGCGCAUUGGCCGCUCCCGUUACGUGCUCUGCCCUUGCAGUGCGCCCCGAUUUUAUUAGUGUAUAGUGUCCCUCGACCAGAACGUUCCUUUUUGCAAUAUGUCGAUCGGCUUACAUUCUCUCGGCAAAGACGAUGUCGGAAGACACAGGAUUUAUUCGACUUUUUAGUUAGCGUACUCCUCGCGGCUGAACGUGUGUGUUGCCAUAGGUUGAAGACGGGACAUUGGAUCGCUUUCUAGCUUAACGUUGAUGAUCAUGAUGAUGAGGAAACAAUCCCUUUUUGCAAUUUAUUUGAUAGGCACACGGUUUGGUCGCCGAGCGCUCAAUUUUUAAGUAGAUUUUAGCGAAAGGCACAUGGACAGCGGAACUGUGUCCAACAUGCGUCCAACGUGCGAUCGAUCCAGAGCGCGAAACGGGAUCGUUAACGGUGAAAAAGUUAAAACAUAGUUGGCAAAACACGUAAAUUGUGGUAGAGAAAGGGAAACUCGGCGGCGGCACCACGUUGUAGCUGAAACGGAGCCCCGUUAACGGAUGAUUGGUCACAGGUAGAAAAGAGCUAAAGAAAAAUCAUCAAGUAUGGACGCAUAUUCAUCAGUUAGAUCUCGUCUCGUAGAAGCUGGGUUAAUUGUGUUUUUUUGUUUCGGCUAAGAAAGGGAAUAAAAACGGCGAGCGAAGAGAAUAGAAACCGUAAUUGGAAAUAUGAACGAGAUGCCUCUGCCCUAUGGCCGGACGCCAGUGAAUGACGACAUAAGUAGUACACUAUACGAGGGGGGAAAGGGAACAAAAUGGUGGAACAAAUCACUGAGAAGAUGUAUAAAAACGCGCUCACUCACCCUAAAGAGACCGGUUCUUGUGACCGCACGGAAAUGAGGCACCGUAAGUGCGCGCGCGCUCUAUUUUCCGCAUCCGUCAGGCCGGCGCUGAUCGGAGCACGUGAAAGAGAAAGUGUAAUUAGUGUACGUGUACAAGCAAAUUUACAUUUUUUCCUUAGUUUAGUGUUUUUGUUUCCCAAUUUUGUGGUUCAUUAGACUACGGUACUCGUCUCUACGCAUCUGCGCGAGGGAGCGACACCACGAUACGAGAUAUUUAAGUUAAGUUAGUGAAGUGAAGCGAAAUAGUAAUAAAAAGUAUAUAAUGAAUAAAAGCCAUG